AUGGUAAUUUUUUUUUUAGGAGUAUUCUUUUCAAUUAUUCAUGCGGAUGACAAACUUUAUGAUUAUCCUGUUAUUGGAAUUGAUUUAGGGACUACUUACUCAAGUGUUUGCAUUUAAAGAGAUGAUAAAGUUGAAGUACUUGCAAAUAAAUUUGGAUCUAAAACAACACCUACAGUUGUGGCUUUAUCAAAUGAUGAAUUUAUAGUAGGGGAAGAUGCUAAAGAAUAGGCCAUUAUUAAUCCGAAUAAUACGUUUUAUGAUCUCAAAAGAUUAACUGGAAGAAAUUAUUUUGAUCCUAGUGUGUAGAAGAUGAAGAAAAGAUAGGCAUAUUCUAUAGCUGAAGAAAAUAAUAGAACUUGUAUUAAAGUAGAUUAGUAUGGAAAUGAGAGUAAUAAGUUAUUUAGCAUUGAUUAUAUUCAAGCAAAGGUUUUAGUAUAUUUGAAGCAAAUAGCUCACUUUUAUUUAGAGGUUCCAAUUAAAAAUUUAGUUAUAACAGUUCCUAUCAGUUUUAAUAAUGCUUAAAAAGAAGCUACUAUAGACAUUGCAGAAAUUGCCGGCUUUAAUGUUGUUAGAAUUAUUAGUGAACCAAAGGCUGCUGCAAUUGCUUAUGGCAUAGAUAAUUUAACGUAGAAAAAAAUAAUUUUUGUAUUUGAUUUUGGGGGUGGCACUUUAGAUAUUACAGUUGUGAAAGCAACAAAGGACAAAUUUGAAGAUUUAGAACAUUAGGCAUAACCAAAUUUAGGAGGAGAAGAUUUUGAUUAGACUAUAGUCAACUACUUCAUUGAUUAUAUAUAUAAAUCUACUAGAAUUGACAUAAUUCAUAAUAAAAAAGCAAUUUAAGUAUUAAAAACAGAAGCUUAAAGAGCUAAAGAAACUCUUUCUUCCUAGAAAAUUGCACAUAUAAAAAUAUCGAAUUUGAUUGAAGGAUAUGAUUUUAAUUAUAGUCUUACAAGGGAAAAAUUUGAAGAGUUGAAUGAAGAACAUUUUAAUGAUGUUAUUGAUGUAAUAAAUUCAACAUUUAAAAUCUCUAAUCUAUAGAUAAUAGAUAUAGAUGAAGUUAUUCUAGUAGGAGGAAGUAGUAGAAUUCCUAAAAUCUAAUAAAUUAUUGAAACAAUAUUUGUAAACAGCAAGAUCAUUAAAGAUAGAAUAUAAGAUGAGUUAGUUUGCGUUGGGGCUGCUAUUUAUGCAAAUUCACUUACUAAAGAAGAAUAUUAAAAAUAUCAAUUUGCAGAAAUCAUGAAAACUACGAUAAGUUAUGGCGUUGAAACUUUAGGAGGGAUGAUGAGUAUAAUUAUACCUAAAAUGUCUAAAUAUCCAUUAACUUUGUCAAAAAUAUACACUUCAGUUCUGGAUUAUUAAACUAGGAUCAUAAUUCAAGUUUUUUAGGGAGAAAAUAAAUUUACAAUAUUAAAUUAAUAAAUUGGACUAUUUGAAUUAAAAGGCAUUAAAAUUGCUAAAAGAGGGAUACCUGAAAUUUAAGUUACUUUUUCCCUAAAUUACAAUGGAUUACUUUAAGUUACAGCUUUUGAUUUAGAUACAAAAAGUUUAAGCUAGUAUGAAAUUGUCAUAACAAAUUUGAUGAGACAAUCAAAAGAAGAAAUUUAGAAAUAAAAGGAUGAAAGUGAGAAAGAGGAAAAAAUUUAUUUAGAAAGAAUGGACGAAUUCCUAAUUGAAAUAUAACAAUCAAAAUAUAAAAAUUAAAUAAGUUAAGCUGAAUUGUCAGAAAUAAAAUUAUUACUUGAUUCUAGUUCUAAAUGGUUAUAAGAAAAUUAAUAUAAAGCUGAUAAAAAAAUUACUGAUUUUGAAAAAAAACAGUAAGAUUUAAAGAAUUCAAUUGAUGCUAUAAUGAAUAAAAAAAGGGAUUUAUGA
Paramecium tetraurelia is the source of this 1869-nucleotide messenger RNA. RefSeq lists its product as uncharacterized. The transcript is spliced from 5 exons. Gene Ontology annotation, molecular function: heat shock protein binding; misfolded protein binding; ATP-dependent protein folding chaperone. Gene Ontology annotation, biological process: cellular response to unfolded protein; protein refolding; endoplasmic reticulum unfolded protein response. Gene Ontology annotation, cellular component: membrane; endoplasmic reticulum chaperone complex; nucleus. The record is from RefSeq and is a predicted model, not a curated record. Lineage: Eukaryota; Ciliophora; Oligohymenophorea; Peniculida; Parameciidae.